Messenger RNA from Recurvomyces mirabilis, 1764 nucleotides. Its product is annotated as MFS siderochrome iron transporter 1. Gene Ontology annotation, molecular function: transmembrane transporter activity. NCBI's taxonomy places the organism in Eukaryota, Fungi, Ascomycota, Dothideomycetes, Mycosphaerellales, Teratosphaeriaceae. The coding region runs from base 1 to 1764 and encodes 587 amino acids. Gene Ontology annotation, cellular component: plasma membrane. Gene Ontology annotation, biological process: transmembrane transport. The transcript is spliced from 3 exons. The record is from RefSeq and is a predicted model, not a curated record.
AUGCCUUUCCUCAGCCGGAUACGGUCUCCUGUUGAAGUACCAGUUGCAGCAGAAGAACCCACUGACAACAAGAAUGCUACGGCGGUAGAAAGCCAGGAUGCAGCGAGUGACAGCGAUGGCGAGUCUCUCUCCAAAGACGCUCAGCAUGGUGUGCAGAAAAUGGAAGCCACGACAUCUGUAUGGAGUAGAAACCACUUGAUAGCAGCAUACGUGCUGAUCUGGGUCAUCUACUCCGUUGAUACUAUGCAGCAGAGCAUGUCAGACUCCUUGACACCAUAUGUCACCAGCGCGUUCCAGGAACACUCUCUCACAGCAACGACCUCCAUCAUGUCCAGCAUCAUUGGUGGAUUAUUGAAGCUACCACUUGCCAAGAUACUGGAUAUCUGGGGUCGGCCACAAGGUUUUGCCUUGAUGGUAUGCUGCCUGACACUCGGUUUGAUCAUGAUGGCCGGCUGCAAUAACGUCCAGACUUAUGCGGCGGCUCAGGUCUUCUAUUGGGUUGGAUACAACGGCCUCGACUACAGCCUCUCCAUCUUCAUCGCCGACACCUCCUCCCUCAAGAACAGAAGCUUCAUGUUCGCUUACGCCACAUCUCCACACAUAAUCACGAGCUGGAUCGGUGGUCCGCUCGCGACUGCUUUCCUCAACGGCGCUGGCUUUCGAUGGGGUUUCGGCACCUUCGCAAUCGUCACGCCCAUUGUUUGCUCUCCACUCUUCUUCCUCUUCAUUUGGAACUACCGCAAGGCUAAGAAGGCAGGCCUCACGCCCAUCAGCGAGCACCGACGAUCUUCUGGUCAGUCUUUGUGGCACUAUGUUCUCGAGUUUGAUCUCGCUGGACUCCUUCUACUUUGUGGUGGUCUGGCACUGUUCCUGCUGCCGUUCAGUCUGUACAGCUACCAGACGAAGGGCUGGCAAUCACCUAUGAUCAUCUGCAUGAUCGCCUUUGGCGGCCUUCUUCUCAUCCGCUUUGCGCUAUAUGAGAAGUAUAUUGCACCUAAGACCUUCAUCCCGUUCUCGCUCCUCACCGACCGCACCGUCCUGGGCGCCAAUAUCCUCGCGGCCACUCUAUUUGUCACCUUCUACAUCUGGAACUCCUACUUCCAGUCCUUCCUACAAGUGGUGAACGGUCUGACCAUCACGGAAGCCUCCUAUGUCGGGCAAAUCUACACCAUAGGCUCAUGCUUCUGGGCCAUCGUCGUCGGCCUCGCUAUCAAAUGGACUGGUCGCUUUAAGUGGAUAGCACUCUACUUUGGCGUUCCCAUGCAGAUUCUCGGCGUCGCACUUAUGAUCAAAUUCCGGCAACCAGGUGUCAAGAUUGGCUACGUGGUGAUGUGUCAGAUCUUCAUCGCACUUUCUGGCGGCGCUUUGGUGAUCUGCGAACAAAUGGCCGUUAUGGCGGCAACGACGCAUCAGUUCGUUGCCGUAGUUCUGGCACUUGAAGGUAUGUUCGCCAGCGUCGGCGGUGCGAUCGGAAGUACCGUCGCUGCAGCUAUCUGGACUGGAGUCUUUCCGCAGCAAUUGCAGCAAUAUCUGCCUGAGAAUGAGAAGGCGGAUUAUCUUACGAUUUAUGCUAGUCUGGAGACGCAAUUGAGCUAUGAGGUUGGCACUCCAGCGAGGAACGCCAUCAACAGGGCAUAUGGAGACAGCCAACGAUAUAUGCUUAUCGCUGCUACCGCCAUACUGGUGUUGGCUGUCGUGUCGACGGCUGUGUGGAGGGAUAUCAAGGUCAAGGACUUCAAGCAGGCCAAGGGCCGGGUCGUGUAA